This is a messenger RNA of Amyelois transitella, 6818 nucleotides long. RefSeq names its product KH domain-containing, RNA-binding, signal transduction-associated protein 2. Gene Ontology annotation, biological process: regulation of alternative mRNA splicing, via spliceosome. The transcript is spliced from 11 exons. Gene Ontology annotation, molecular function: mRNA binding. Bases 591 to 1772 code for a protein of 393 amino acids. Lineage: Eukaryota; Metazoa; Arthropoda; Insecta; Lepidoptera; Pyralidae. The record is from RefSeq and is a predicted model, not a curated record. Gene Ontology annotation, cellular component: nucleus.
UAAAGUUACUACCUACAGAACUUUGCGAUAUUUAAUACGUAUUUAACAUAUUAAUGCAAUUCUUGAAUUAACAUUAGGUAUCUUUUGCCUAUUUAUAAUAGCAACACUGUAAUACUCGUUUAAGACAUGAGUGACAGUUUUUUAUGUCAAAUAAGUUUUGCAGUAAAAUUUGUUUUGAAUUCGAUUAGAAAACCUGUAAACUUUCUUUCUGUUUUUUUUAUACCGGUGCCUGUGUAUUUACCUAUUUGCACUUUGUUUUGUGCUGAUAACUUGUCGUUAUUUGUAGUUUGGAAUCUUCCGUUGAGUCGAGCUUUGUUCUUCCGGAUAUUCGUGUGAUUUUAUCAUCUGAGAUUGGACUCUGACUGUGUUCACUGUGUUGUGCAGAUAUUUUUUAGAUAGGACUCCUGUAAAAAGUACCUGAUUAUUUGAGAUAGGAGUCCCAAGUUUGUGUUUGUUUUUGUGAAAGACAGUUUUACAACGAAAGUGCCACGAUGUCUUCAGAUAAACAUUGUUGCGUUCCUGGUUGUAAAGGCAGUGGAGGUAAAAGUGAGUGAAGUGAAGUGUCAGUGAAGUGAUGUCGAAGUGACGCGAUGGAGUCGAGCGCGUUGCCUUUGGAGGUGGACGAGGAGGGUCGUCCGCCGCAGGGCUCGUCCACGGGCAGCGGUUCCUCGUCCGGAACAGGGUAUUACGGACAUAAAAAUGGUGAAUGGCGCGGCGAGAGGAGAAUGUUGGAUAUCACAAGAGACAAACCUGUCAAAGUGUGCGUCAGAGUCGUGGUGCCAGUGAGAGAUCAUCCUAAAUUCAAUUUCGUGGGCAAACUCCUCGGGCCCAAAGGGAACUCCCUGAAACGGCUACAGGAAGACACCAUGUGCAAAAUGGCGGUGUUAGGAAGAGGGUCCAUGAAGGAUCGGCAAAAGGAGGAGGAACUCCGCGUGUCAGGUGAUCCGAAGUUCGCUCACCUCUCAGACGAACUGCACGUGGAGAUCAGCGCUUUCGCCACCCCGGCGGAGGCCCACGCCAGGAUCGCGUACGCCCUGGCUGAGUUGAGGAGGUUCUUAGUGCCGGACUACAAUGACGACAUCAGACAAGAACAAAUGCUGGAAAUGCAGAUCCUGUCAUCUCAGACUGAACAGAGGAGGCUGACACCCCCCGACUCAUCGAGGAGUGGGAGCGAGGAGGCUUUACCUAUGAGGGACACUCAGAAACACAGGUUACCAGGUGUUCAGCCGUCUCCAGCGCCUGCCAUUCCAGGCGGUAUGACCAUUAGCCACGGCAACGCCAGGGACUUCUCCCCUCCCGCGCCCACCCCAGCACCGGACCACCUCGCCGCUCAUCAUCAGUUGGCAGCAGGGCACACCGGCAUGCUGGUUGGGGGAGGAGUCCUACAACAGCCACCACAUCACAUACUGACACAGAAUUCCAUACUGGGUGGCGGGGAUCUUCUCGGGCUCGGAAGCCCAGUUUUGGGCGGUGUUCUUCAUGCGCACCCAGCACUGCGCGGCGUCAAGCCAGCCACUGUGCACGCGUUAGCGACGCAAGGUGCGGCUGGGGCGGCGGCUGCGAGCGCGGCCCGCAAGCGCCCUCUGCUGGGCGGCGCGCGGGCCGCCAUGUCGCCGACUAAGCGCGCCGUGAUGACCCUACUGGCCAGGGCCAGGGCUGCCACGCACAAACACGCGCCGGCCUGGACCGCGCCGCACGAACACGCAGCCCUACUGCCUCUGAUCCGGGACGAAUUUGUCACAGGGGUGGGAGUUAACAUCAACUUAGCGUAACUUCACCAGAACUCGAUAUAUACAGGGUGUUACUACUAGACUACCUGUCGUCGUCAAACAAUUCAUAUUUCAACUUAUAUAAAUGCAUUCAUAUUUCAACUUAUAUAAAUGCGAAAGAUGUAUGCAGAGAUCGUGGCAAGAGGAAAGAGGUAGUCUCUGCCUACCCCUCCGGGAAAGAGGCGUGAUUUUAUGUAUGUAUGUAUGUAUAAAUGCGAAAGUAAGUUUAUUUGUUCGUUUGUUUUGUUUCACGCGUUAUUUAAUGAACCAAUCUGAUUGAUAUUUUUCGUAUACAUAAUAUUUAUGAGUCUGGAAAAGAAAGGUCAUAGAUUACUAUUCAUCCCGGUAUAAUCUAUAAUUCUUGUGGAUAUGCAAAAUAAAAUUUUUAUUCUUUAGCUAUCAAUUUUCUAUUUUUUUGUUUUCCAAAAAGAUAUAUGUGAAAAAUAUUUGACAACGAAUAGUUUAAAAAUGUUAUGACGUCGAACUAAGUCGAAUAAAAUCUGUUGAAACGAUUUAAAAAGUAGAACACCCUGUAUAACGUAAAGUCUAGUCGAUUGAAUCAAUAAUAUACCAAAAGUAGUUGUUAAGUAGAAUUUAUAAUUUUAUUUGUACCUGCGUAUUUUCUAAUAUAUUUUAGUUAAUAUCUUUUUCAUUCAUAGAAACCUACGGAUUUCUGUGAUUUUGUCAUUAAUUAUACAGUUAUUUAUAAAUUUAUAAGGGUAGAAAUUUUUACUCGCCAAAAUAAGUUUCCAAUUUGAAAGAAAUAAAAAUAUACACAUAUAUAUGUAUAUGUGGGAUUACUUAGUUGAAUUGAUAGCAAACAAAUAUUUGUUUUUUUUUUCUUAAUAGGCUUUACAACUUACAAACAUUAAUGUCCUUUUGACAUUUUACAUCAUCUUUUUUCUAAAAUAAAAGUUGCCAGUACUAACAAUAAUUUAAAAUAACGAAAAAGACUUCUAUAACAAAUGUUCACAACCCACAUUUACAAAAAUUUACAAUCAAGCCAAUAAAAAUUAUAUAUAUUUUUUAAUACACGAGAAAUCGACUAGGCUUUGCUUAUUGCGAUUUCUCAUGUGUUAAAAAAUAUUUAAUAUUCAUUCAUUCAUUCAUAUAGUCACGUCUAUGUCCCCUGCGGGGUAGACGGAGCCAACAGUCUUGAAAAGACUGAAAGGCCACGUUUAGCUGUUUAGCUUAAUGAUAGAAUUGAGAUUCAAAUAGCGACAGGUUGCUAGCCCGUCGCCUAAAAUAAUAAUCCCAAGUUUAUAAGCCUAUCCCUUAGUCACCUCUUACGACAUCCAUGGGAAAUGAGAUGGAGUGGUCUUAUUCUUUUUUUUAUAUCGGUGCCGGGAACCACACGGCACUUUUAAAUAUUUAUAAUGAUAUUUCAACUAGCUAUUUACCAUAGUUUCGCUCCUACGGGAAUCACGGAAAAUAAAUUAUUUAUUGAAAUUAUAUUUUAUUUAUAAACAAAUAGGAUAAUUAAAUGUAUAUUUUAACAGUUUUUCUUUUAUGUAUCGAUAUCAACAAUUAGAUAGGCAAAUUUCUGUGAAAUCUCUGUUCAUAAUUAAGGGAUAUGAUUACCAAAUCAGAGCGUACAAGCAUGAAUACAUUGUUAACUCAAUAUGAGAAGGGUCGUAUCUAGGAACCAUUGUGGAUUUCAACAAUUUCAAAAUGAGGUUUUUGAAAGAAAAGUUUGUUCGUUUGUUUGUAAACUCUUUAUUACAUACAUAUUAUCACGUCUUUAUCCCUUGUAGUAGACAGAGCCAACAGUCUUAAAAAUACUGAUAAGCCUCGUUCAGCUGUUUGGCUUGAUAGAAUUGAGAUUCAAAAUGUGACAGGUUGCUAGCCCAUCGCCUAAAAAUGGAAUCCCAAGUUUAUGAGUUUAUUAUCCCUUAGUCGCCUUUUACGACACACAUAGGAAAGAUGCGAGUGGGUCUAUACUUCUUUGUAUGGGUGCCUGGAACCAAACGGCACUCUUUAAUGCACAUAAAAACUGACAGGACACAUUCAGCUUUUUGGCUCAAUGCACUUUAGGCUCCUCUUUAGACAAGUGAGGAUGUUCUAUUGUGUGUGUGUGUGUGUGUAUGACCAGAGAUCGGAAUAGGUAGAUUGAUUUUAUGUACUUGCAUCAUGAAUUACCAUAGAAAUCAUAACAUGGAUAAGCCUCUUAUCCGUGAUUCCAUUUCAGUACGUAAGUACUGAAAUGUUUACUGUAAGUGUAAACUUACAGUAAACUACAUUGUCCGCGGGUAACAUAGGACUACAAUUUACGUGAACGAAGUCGGGGGAAAACAGCUACCACUAAUAUAUUCUUCAUCUCACUUGUAAAAAUUCCGGAAAAUAUCUAAAUAAUUUACCAAUCCCGCAAUCCCGGACGGAGGCAUGUCCAUAUUAAAUAUAUACGUUUCAGUUCAUUGACCUCAAUUCAAUGUACCUAUUCCGAUCUUUAAUAAUGACCGUCAUGAACCUACCUUGAAGCCUAGCUACGUCCCUGUAUUUAUAUUUGUACAAACGCGCGCGUUCCGUUACAAUUUGCAUCCAGCCGUGAUGAGGAGUUGAUUAGUGUGAUAAUUGUACACGCGUUUGUAGGUACAAGCUGCGGAAUUGUACGCGGUAUUAUGGACAAAGGCCAUCACCCGUAUAUAUUUCUUUUUAAUAGGGUGUUCCUACACAUAAGGAAAAAAGCCGCGGCCAUUCCGAUUCGGCGAUUCCGCCGGGAGCGAUGAUUCGGCUCUACCGCCACCAAAGGGAAGAUCUUCCGCCAGGCUAGGUGUCAUGCCUGGGGAACCGCGCGACAGACGAUGUUGUGUCGGAGGUUGUAUAUAUAUAUAGCUCCAAUCCGUGAAAUCUUUGAAAUCGCAAUUUAGAUUCUUCGCUGCUAUUGGUUGAGCGCGUCAAUUUCUUCGCGAUGAUUGACAGUAGCUGUUUGAUUGGUUGUUGUGCCGAGUGGCGCACAGUAUGUAUAUAAUUAUACUUUGCUUAAUUUUAGUUCAUUUCUUAAAUCACUCUUACAACUCCAAGAGGGUAGUCAAAAUCGUCUUCAAAGAUUGUAUUGAUUCCCGUUCGGAUGGUUUUUUUUUUGGUUAAAGGAUCAAUGAACUACCUAUGAGAUGGCAAAAGUGCAUAGAUAAUAACGGCUCUUACUUUAAUUAUAAGGUAUAUUUAUAAUAAAAAUAGGCGUAUAUUUAAAAAAUAUUCGACAUUUUGUUCCAAUACCAAACGCCAAUUUCAUAUAUAUGGACCUAAUGGAAGAAAUCUGAAUGGCCAUGUAGCGAAUCCAAUUGUUUGCAAACUCCAUUUUCUCCAGGGACCAUCUCUGCAUCAUUGUUUGUGGUUUUAAUGAAGAUAAAAUAUUCCAGUCGAAAUGUUUCACAAAAGUUUUAUAUUAAAUUUAUGUCUUAAAAUUUUGAGUAAAAAUUUCUACUCUAAAUUAUUUAACAUCUUACUAUUUUGUUUUUGUUAAAAAAUAUUUUCGUAACCCCAAAUAAUUACCAUUAAUGUUUAUUUAUAUAUGUAAAAUUAAUGGACCAUCGUGUAUUUAUAAUUAUCCUAUGCCUUUUAGUAAAAUGUACAUAUAAAGUUAUAUCAAUACCUAUUAGCGGUUAAGGCGAUACAGACGAAAUUAUCUAAAGUUGUUUCAUCUUAUAUAAAAUAAAAAAUAUAUCUUGAAGUAAAAUUUCAUAUAAUUUACUAAUGAAGUGAGAUAUUUUCAAAACAUUAUACAAAAUAUUUCAAUAUUUUCAAACAUCAUUGAAAUUAAUUAAAUAAACAAAAAUAGUAAAAAAUAGUUUUUGAAAAUAUCUAACCAUAGAUUGUAUUAAAAUAUAUUUAAAGCACAUAUUUUGUUUAAUUAUAAUCAGAUCACUUAGAUUCAAAUUACCUAAUAAUCACAUGGCACAAUGAUUUGAAAUACAUCGCUACUACAACUAGAAAAUCUAAUUACACGUACUUUCCAAUAAUAUUUUCAAUCAGGUUACUAUAUCGGUAAAAAUAAAAAUACGCCCAUAUUACCAAUCAAAUUUAUUUUAAAAUUAUACAAAUAGAAAAAAAAAUAUUGCGACAUUUAGAUACAAAUAAUGUUUUUUUUUUAUAAUUUUGUUUUAUCAUGUUUUUUUUACUUGGAAUUGUACGUGUGUUGGACAUUUAAGAUAAUCAAAAUCAUUUCUAAAUAUAUUUAUAAUAAAUAAGAAUUUUAAUAGUAGGCCUAAAUCAUCGUAGACAUUAAACGUAACUAUUAAUAAAAAAAAACUUAAAUAUGUAUAAAAUUUUAAAAUAAAAUAAAGGCACGUCCAAGCAGUUCAAAAUUAAAAUAAUUAAGCGAAAACAACUUAUUUGAAAAUGAAAUAAAUACCUUUUUCAAAAUAAAAUUUUGAAAAGUUGUAUUUUUUUUUAUUUUCAAAUAUCAUCGCUUUGGAUAAAAUAUGACUUGUAAUAAGUGUCAAAAAUUUUAAAUAUAAGAUUUAGCUAAAUGUUUGAUCAAAAUUAAAUUUAAAUGUAAAUAUAUGGUAAUGCUUGGAAACCUCGUCUGUUGUUUGUGAUAAUCUAGGUAGAAGAAUUUUGCGAUAUAUCUAAAGUUAUACACAAUAUUGAGUUUAAGAUUUUUAAUUUUAUUAAGUAUGGUCGAUAAGUUUCUAAUGAUUUCCUAUUAUAGAUAUAAAUCGUUGUGUUUUUUAUUAUUUUUCUUUUUAAUCUUAAAAGAAUGAACACCAAUGGAAAUAGAAUCAAGUAGAUUUAUCGAUACUUCAUGAAAUAAACUGACUAAUGACAAUGUACUUAAGUUACGGCAGUAUUAUAGUUAUUUACAAUAUUAUUUGUAAAUAGUUAAUUUAUGUAUAAAUUAAUAUAGUUUCAUUAUGUCUUCCAAAGUGGAAAUUCGAUGCUUUUUAUUUUAAAAUAUUUAAACGUUGAUGAUUUUAAGCAUUUGUAUAAGUCCUUGAAAGUGUAUAAUUAUUUGAAAAAUGUAUUUUUUUUUUUCAAAUUGUUGGUAUGACUACUUCUCUGACUAUGUUUGAAUUUUUUUUUGCAGUGUGCACUGAAAUCGAAAGUAGU